Scomber japonicus (chub mackerel) is the source of this 6707-nucleotide messenger RNA. Its product is annotated as mucin-2-like. The transcript is spliced from 44 exons. The record is from RefSeq and is a predicted model, not a curated record. Bases 45 to 6485 code for a protein of 2146 amino acids. Gene Ontology annotation, cellular component: extracellular matrix. Lineage: Eukaryota; Metazoa; Chordata; Actinopteri; Scombriformes; Scombridae. Gene Ontology annotation, molecular function: protein binding.
CCUGGAUUGACCUGCUCCUGAACAGCAAGGGAGCAUCAGGCAGCAUGACCUCAACGCGAUGGAUACUGGCUGUCUGCUUUUCACUGGCCUUAGUUUUACAGACAAGUGAAUCCAUUACAACAACAGAAACUCAGAAAUACACUUGCAUGACAUUCGGCAGCGGGGUCGUCCAGCCUUUCAACGGCUCUAUUUUCUACGUGCGAUCCAAUUGCCCUUUCACCCUCACCCGCUUCACCCACAACCGGGUAGAAUGUGACAUCGUGAUACGCCGCGGGGACAAUGGGCUGAUGGUUCAAGUUGAGAUCAUCAUCAACAAAGUCAGAACCGAACUUAUGCUGAAUAGAAGUAUCCUGGUGGAGAAGACAAGCGUUUCCCUUCCGUACGAUCACACCUAUCAGCACAUUUUUCACUACGGCAUCUACACCAGACUGAAGAGCUCGCUGCUUCCUCUGUCUGUCACCUGGCACAGUGUACCAGGAGGGAUAGACACUCUGUGGGUGGAGCUGAAUCAGGAGCUGAAUACUGACAUGACUGGACUGUGUGGAAAACACAACGUGGCAGGAACCAAGCAGCAGUUGAUUACAAACAGUGUGUUGACUGAAGAAACAUGUCAAACACUAGAUCCUGUCUCUGCCGUGAAUUACGUAUGCAGAGAGUUCUUUUCCUAUGCCUCAGCUUGUCUGAAAUCCAUGUGGCCUUACUAUAUGCAACUCUGUGAGGAGAACAUUUACGGCUACGAACAAAGCCAAUACAUUGGCUGUACUUUCUUCAAAGAAGUUGUACAGGAAUGCGGAAGUAACAGUCGUGUCUGGCCUGUGUGGAGACAUCUAACCCAAUGUGUCCCUCCGAGUUGUCCAGGAGAACUGAUGUAUAAUGACAUCGGUCCUGCCUUCAUCCCCAGCUGCUCCAACCCAAACCCUACAUCUUCCAACCAGGAUCUCACCCAGACUUGCAUGUGCCCAGAGGGUAAGGUGCUUAAUGAUCAUGCAGAUGGUUUCAGUUGCAUUGAUGUGGCCAACUGCCCCUGUGUGUUGGCUGGCAGGAGUUACUCAGCUGGGGAUACAAGUAGCACCAAGUGUCAGUCAUGUCUGUGUGAUAGUGGGAGGUGGCAUUGCUCUGAAAAAUUAUGCCCUGUGAAAUGUCUCGUUGAAGGGCAGUUUGUGACAACAUUCGACGGCAAACAAUAUGCUGUCCCUGGUAAAUGUACAUAUGUGACCUCAAAGGGUCUCAACUGGUCAAUAACAAUGAAAUAUUCAGAAAAGGCGCCCUCUGUGAAAACAGUUGAUCUCCAACUUUUCAAGGAAACAUACACCUUCACAGACAACAUGGUUAAAUUCGGAGACAAGGCAAUUACUGAACUUCAUCAGUCUGAUCAUGCCCUGGUGUUCUGGCAGUCCUCCAUGUAUGUCCGGGUGCACACAUACUUUGGUUUGGAGAUCCUAGUCCAGAUGUCUCCUGAAAUCCAGCUUGACAUCACCCCACCUGGAAACCACAUUGGCACUAUCUCAGGUCUUUGUGGCAACAGCAACAAUGACACCACAGACGACUUCACCACCAGCAGCGGGAUCAUUGAGAAUUCGGCUCAACCUUUUGCUGUGUCAUGGAGUGUGGGUGUUUGUGGAGUGGAUAUACCCCCCACCUGCAUCAACACAGACAAUGAAAUAUUUGCAGAAGAAAAGUGCGAUGUGUUGAAUGAUCCAAGUGGGGUAUUUUCUAAUUGCCACGGUCACAUCCCAACUGAUCAAUACCACAUGACUUGCAUCCAAAGAACCUGUAACUGCGAUGGAAAUCUGCAGCAGUGUCUGUGUGUUGCUUUGGCCAGCUACGCUAAAGCCUGUGCCCAUCUGGGUGUGGAAGUUGGUGACUGGAGAAAGGCUACUGACUGCACUCCUAUGUGUCCAAAGAACCAAAAGUUCUACUACAACUUGCCUGCCUGCAACCGAACAUGCCGUUACGUGUCUGAUUCAGACCCUCGAUGUGGGCUGGAUGAUACUUUUGUGGAGGGCUGCGGCUGUCCAGAAGGCACUUACCUGAACAAAGGGAUCAUCUGUACCCCAAAGGCAGAGUGCCAGUGUCACUACACAGGUGGAGCAGCGCCACCUGGGGCUGUUGUUAUCGAUGGACAACAGUGCAUCUGUGAGAAUGGAAAACUGACUUGCUCCAAGGACUGUGGUUGCAGCAAUGGGAUGGUUUGUGUUCACUGCUCACAGCGCUCAGUUAACACAGCUCAGAAAACUUGUGACAGUCUGAGUAAACCACAGGAUGCCAGUAUGACCUGUGAGAGUGGCUGUUACUGCCCAGAUAACUACUAUAAAGAUCACCAUGGAAAUUGUGUUCAUUCAGACAACUGCACCUGCAUCUACAGUGGCAAAGUAUUCAGUGCGGGACAGAGUGUCAAAACCAACUGUAAAACAUGUACCUGUAGUCAGGGUCAGUGGCAAUGCACUAAGCAACCAUGUCCUGGGAAGUGUCAGGUAUAUGGAAACGGACACUACGAGACCUUCGACUACAAAUGGUACCGCUUUGAUGGACACUGUCAAUACACACUUGUAGAGGAUGGCUGUGGACGUGGAAAUGGUACCUUCUCUAUCAGAGUAGAGAGUGUACCCUGCUGUGAUGAAGCUCUGACCUGCUCACGCGCCGUCGUCCUCAACCUGCAGGACGAGGUCACCCUGACACUGAGCGACAUGAGGGUGACCAGACUCCAUAAAGGCUGGUCUCUGCAGGAAGUUCCGCUAUACACUACACACACAGUGGGGCUCUACAUUAUAAUCUCAGUGCCAAGCAGAGGGAUAACUCUCAUCUGGGACAAACACACUCGGAUAACAAUAAAGCUGAGUGAAGACUGGAGGAACCGAGUGUGUGGCCUGUGUGGGAAUUUUGACUCCAAUGAGAUGAAUGACUUACAAAUGAGUGGCUCAACAGUGGUGUCCAGUCCCUUGGCCUUUGGCAACAGCUGGAAGGCCACCUCACCCCCCUGCUCUGAUGUGACCACUGAGAUAUUUCCAUGUGAACGCAAUUCCUACUGCUUGGCCUGGGCCCAGCGGCGCUGUAUGAUCCUUACAGGAGACACCUUCAAAGACUGUCAACUCAAAGUGGACCCAGAACCAUACUACCACGCCUGUGUACAAGAGUCCUGCUCCUGCCAGUUUGAGGGGAAGUUCUUGGGGUUCUGCACAGCUGUGGCAGCCUAUGCAGAGGCCUGCAGUGAGCACGAUGUUUGUGUAAAAUGGAGAACACCGGAUUUGUGUCCUGUCUACUGUGACUACUACAAUGAGCAAGGCCAGUGUAGCUGGCACUAUGAAGCCUGUGGUGAGAUACAAACGUGCAGCAAAGGCUACCAUUUCACUUACAAGUUGGAAGGCUGCUACCCAAGAUGUCCAAAAGAAGCACCAUACUAUGAUGAAAAUACUGGUGAAUGUACCAAAUUAAGAAACUGCACCUGUUAUUUUAAUGACACUGUAAUUUGGCCUGGGACAGUGGUGAUGAUUCAGUCUAAUAAGUGUUCCUGUGAAAAUGGAAUUAUUAAUUGCCCACCUACAAAAUCCACACCUACUACAGUUAGUUUCACCACCUCUACACCGACAACUUUCUCAACUACCACUAAAACAUGGUCGACGAUGCCUUCUACAACCUCUACAUUAACGACUUCAACACCGUUAACUACAACUGCAACCAGGUCCACAAAGCCUUCCACCACCUCUACACCAAAGACAACCAUUACCAAUGUCUCAACUACCACUGAAAAUGUGUCAACAAUGCCUUCCACCACCUCAACACUAACAUCAACUCACUUAACUACAACUGCGACAUUGUCCACAACGCCUUCCACUAGCUCUCCACCAGUGACAACCACUACCAAUGUCUCAGGUACCACUGAAAAUUCGUCAACGACGCCUUCCACCACCUCUACACCCAUGACAACCAUUACCAAUGUCUCAACUACCACUGAAAAUUCGUCAACAACGCCUCCCAGCACCUCUACACUAACAACAUCAACUCACUCAACUACAACUGCGACAUUGUCCACAAUGCCUUCCACCAGCUCUCCACCAGUGACAACCACUAUCAAUGUCUCAGGUACCACUGAAUAUUCGUCAACGAUGCCUUCCACCACCUCUACACCCAUGACAACCAUUACCAAUGUCUCAACUACCACUGAAAAUUCGUCAACAACGCCUCCCAGCACCUCUACACUAACAACAUCAACUCACUCAACUACAACUGCAACAUUGUCCACAACACCUUCCACCAGCUCUCCACCAGUGACAACCACUACCAAUGUCUCAGGUACCACUGAAAAUUCGUCAACGACGCCUUCCACCACCUCUACACCCAUGACAACCAUUACCAAUGUCUCAAGUAUCACUGAAAGUUGGUCAACAAUGCCUUCUACCACCUCUACACCAAUGACAACCAUUACCAAUGUCUCAAGUAUCACUGAAAGUUGGUCAACAAUGCCUUCCACCACCUCUGCACCAAUGACAACCAUUACCAAUGUCUCAGGUAUCACUGAAAGUUGGUCAACAAUGCCUUCCACCAGCUCUACACUAAUAACAUCAACUCACUCAACUCCAACUGCAACAUUGUCCACAACACCUCCCACCACCAUCCCAAGAGGGUGUUUUAACCUGAAGGGAAAUCAAACAUGGGCUCACGGUGAGAGUUGGACAGAAGACUGCUUCAAGAAGACCUGUAAUAAUGGAAUCAUAGAGUUGACUCCAUUGGUUUGUCCAGAGCCUGUAAUGCCCAAUUGUCCUAGAGGGGUGGUCUCAAAGGUCUCAGAUGGUUGCUGUGACACUUGGAAGUGUAACUGUCACUGUGAGCUAUAUGGAGACCCCCACUACAUAUCUUUUCAAGGUGUGGAAUUUGAUUUCCUGGACUACUGCACCUACAUCCUGAUGGAGGAGCAGUCUCCACAUUAUCAACUGACUAUUGCUGUGGACAACUUUGAUUGUGACAUGCCUGGAUCCUGUGCUAAAGGCAUCAUCAUGAAUUAUCAGAAUAGUACAGCAACACUCAGAAUCAUCCCACAUUUCAAAGCAGUACAGGCCACUCUGAACAGUGUGACCAUACAGCCACCAUAUGAGGCGCAUGGAUUGAGGUUUGAGACUACAGACUACAUAGUGUCAAUCUACCUCCCAGAGUUGCGCUCUUACGUCUCCCUCAGUCCAUAUUAUGUCUUGGAGGUCAGUCUGGCUAUGGAGCACUUUGUUAACAACACCCAGGGACAAUGUGGUGUAUGUGGCGGUGAAUCGUGUAUCCGUAGAGGAGGGCAGGUUGAAGAUGACAGCUGCUGUGACAAGACAGCCUAUGACUGGGUGUAUACAGACCCAGGGAAGCCAGCUUGUGCUUCUGCAUCAAGGGACAUACCCUGCCACCCAGAGCCCACUACAUCAUCCCCUUACAACCCAGAGUCCACUACAUCACCCACUUUCAACACUUUCAACCCCUCCAACCCCCCCAACCCCCCCAACCCCUCCAACCCCUCUCCGUCACCCGUGAGCCAACUGUGUGAGCUGCUCUUACACUCAGUCUUUGGAAACUGCAGCCAGUAUGUGGAUCUGUUAUCUAUUAAGAAGAACUGCGAGUUUGAUUCCAGGAAGGACAAAAGUACAGCUUGUUCUUCUCUGGAGCAAGCUGCUAAAAAAUGCAAGAUUGAUCACUGGAGAGAAUUAACUAAUGGAACCUGUAAUGUGACGUGUCCAGAAGGAUUGGUUUACAUUGAAUACCGCAACAAGCUGGAUGACUUCUGCUAUGGAGGGGUACGUCAAACCGGAGCCUCCCUGGAGUCCGACCGUUCAGGGUGUUUCUGUCCCAGUGGCCGGUUCAGGGCAGGAAAUCACUCAGACACCUGUGUGGAUGACUGUCAGUUUUGUAAAGGACCACUUGGUGAGCACAAACUGCCCGGUGAGAUGUGGGAGUCCAACUGUCAUAUUUGUACAUGCAACAACCAGACUCGGACAGAAAAGUGUCAUCCAAAACCAACCCCUACUUGUGGCCCUAAUGCUGUAUUGGUGAAGACCUCUUGCUGUGAUACGACUUGUGUUGAGAAGACAUGCAGUUAUGAUGGGAAGACAUACAAGGUGGGAGACACAUGGGAAGAUGCUGCUCAUCCAUGCUUAUUGUUCACCUGUGGAGACGGGGGUAUUCAGGCUAAGGAAAACAGGAUUUCAGAUGACCAACACUGCAGCUUUACAUGUAACCAAAGCUGUGUUCCCACGAUGUCCACUAUCAACAUCACCAUAGACAAUUGUACCACCAGCAUGAAGAUGCCUGUGUGUCAGGGCCAGUGUGUGUCUCAAUCCGGGGGUAUUUUAAAUGGUGUCCUGCAGGUGGAGCCGAAGUGCAGGAGCUGUCAGACGCGGAGCUCAGAGACUAGAUCAGUGACCCUGCAAUGCUCAGACCUGACUACCAGACAGUACGACUACAAGCAUAUCACCAGGUGUGAGUGCAGAGCUUGUGCCAUAAAGCCCUGGUACUGAAACUACAGAGCAGAGAACACCUCUGCGUUGUUCAUUAUCAACAAUUUUGCACGCAUUUAAAUGUUAACCAAAUCAACAGUGAUCACAUUCACAUUGAAAGGAUUAUUAUAUAACUUGCAUUGAACUUCAUUCUUGAUUUAUUGAAAUUACUAUUGCAUUCUGUAUGAAUUACGUUUCAAAUAAAGUGAAUCAUUUACUAACCUAUUAAACUCCCCAAGGACA